Molecule: messenger RNA, 2175 nt
Organism: Papaver somniferum (opium poppy)
Lineage: Eukaryota; Viridiplantae; Streptophyta; Magnoliopsida; Ranunculales; Papaveraceae
Exons: 4
Coding region: 1-2175 (724 amino acids)
Source: RefSeq, a predicted model, not a curated record
AUGGCAGACAAUAACGUUGGAGAAUCAGCAGGUACAUGUCAUGCAGAAGAGUGCGCUCCCCCUACCAGACCAACUGACAAAAUUCUGCAUAAGGACAAAUCGGGUGAAGACACAGUUUUACCUGCCAACAACGUUAAAAAGAAUACACCUGAAGUAAUUACUUCGUCACGUGAUCCAAGAAAGCUGUCGGUACAAAAAGAUGCCAUCACCGAGGUGUUACAGCUUGGGAGGAUUGACGGUAAGAAAGAAAUAUCUUCUACAACGGGUGUUAUCAGUUCAGGUGCGGGUAUUACUGUUGAUCCAUCGGGUUCUGACAACCCCCCCAUAACCCAUCACAUUAAUGAUUUAAGGAAAUCUACAUCAGUAAACCAAAACCCAGAUCAACUACCAUCGUUAUCGCCAGCCCUAGUCCCAAAUCCCAUUUCAUACCCUAAUUUCGAUUGUGAACAGAAAGAGGCGAAAACUAAUCGAAAAGAUGAUAGAGAACUUUCAGCUUCUUCGGUUUCGUCGAUUGAUACCACAAAGAGAAAGACUAAAGGCCACAACAACAAUGUUAAUCUUCUCUUGGAACUGUCGAGGGAUGGGAAACAUCUCGACAGGGCUUGCAACCCUCAAAUUGCUUUCCUAUCAGAAACCUUACUAAAUGAGGUAAAAUCAGUUAAUAUUUUCUCUACUUUAAGCUUUGAUAAUUAUUACCGUGUUCCUGCGGUUGGUAGAAGUGGAGGCCUAGCAAUACUGUGGAAUGAUUCUGUAAAUUUGGAAAUUCUUCAUGUUGAUACAAAUGUAAUUCACUGCCGCAUCAUUAACCUGCUGGAGAAAGAAUGGGAUUUCCUUUGUGUCUAUGGACCACCAAACCAUCAAAAGAGGAAUGCUUUAUGGAAAAAUUUCUCGAAUUAUACUUCUCAUAUCCAUAACCCUUGGUGUAUGGUGGGAGAUCUUAAUGCUAUAAGUUCUAUGUCUGAAAAGCACAGUGGGAAUCAAAAAUGGAGUUCAGUUAAUCAAGGUUUCAAGGACAUUAUCCAAGACAGAAGCUUAAUUGAUAUGGGUUAUAUAGGACCAGCCUUUACUUGGUCUAAUUGUGCCAUGAUGAAUGAACCUAUAUAUGAGAGACUUGACAGAGAUUUAUGCACCACUAGUUGGUUAAUGCAGUACAAAGAUAAUGGGGUUUUUCAUCUCCCCAGAAUCAGCAGUGAUCAUGCCCCCAUUCUUAUUAAUACUCACAGAACAAGUAAAAGGAAACGAAAGCAUUCAAACAAGAUUGAAUAUUAUUGGAUGGAUCAUCCUGAAUUCCAAGAUAUAGUGGUAAAUACCUGGUCCUCUCAGAAUGGUAAUACUUUGAGCAAGCUGGAAGAAGUUGGGAAAGCACUACACAAGUGGAGCAGGAAGUCAUUUGGCAAUAUAUUUCAGGCUGUGGAAGAGGCGAAAACUGAGCUCCUUAACUUACAAAAAGAAGCACAUAUAAGAGACACUAGAGCUGAAGUGAAAAUCCUUUGUGACAAGAUUGAGACCCUCCACCAGAUGCAAUACAAGAAGAGGAAGAACCAGAUUACUGCAAUCCAAAGAACUGAUGGCAGCUGGAUCACAAAGGCCAAGGAGGUGGUAGUUCAUUUGGUGGACCAUUUUUCCUCUCUAUUUAAAGAAGAUCCACAAGAAAUUAACAAUGUCAUUCACUUUCAAGCCCCAGUUUCCUUAGAUACUUCUGAUAAUGAAGUGAUAGCCAGCAUUCCUGUUUCUGAAGAGAUUUGGAGUGUGAUCAAGCAAAUGAAGAAUCUUAAAGCGCCGGGUCCUGAUGGGAUGCCUGCUAUUUUCUUUAAACGAUGUUGGGAGAAUAUUAGUGAGGAGAUGCAGAUGGAUGAUAAGUAUCUUGGUCACCAACUUCUCAAGUCUGCCUAUAGGAUUGAUUCGUAUGAUUUCUUAUCUGACAAAUUUUACUCCAAGUUAGCGGGAUGGAAAAGAACCCAUUUUUCACAUGCAGACAGAAUUAUCAUGAUCAAUCAUGUCCUGGGGCUUAUUACACCUUAUUAUAUGGCCACUUCUCUCAUUCCGAAGAAAGUCCUACAAAAGCUCACAAGAACAGUGAAGAACUUCUGGUGGGGGCACUCUAAAGAUGUACAAAAACCUCACUUCAUCAAUUGGAAGAGAUUUGAACAACCAAAAGAAGUUGGAGGAUUAUGA